Molecule: messenger RNA, 1624 nt
Organism: Sesamum indicum (sesame)
Lineage: Eukaryota; Viridiplantae; Streptophyta; Magnoliopsida; Lamiales; Pedaliaceae
Product: anthocyanidin 3-O-glucosyltransferase
Molecular function (GO): quercetin 3-O-glucosyltransferase activity; quercetin 7-O-glucosyltransferase activity
Source: RefSeq, a predicted model, not a curated record
CAUACAUUCAACAAUUCUUACUCAACACUCAACACUCACCACAUGGUACAGGACUUCCACAACAUUAAAUACCAUGUCCUAAAAUCAAUCAUAGGACUUAGUAAAAUUUUCCACUCCUAAACAUGUUUCCUCACUUGCACAUUGGUGUUUUAGCAUUCCCUUUCGGCACACACGCCGCUCCACUGCUCGCCCUAGUCCGGAGACUAUCCGCCUCUGCUCCAAACACUCGAUUUUCCUUCUUUAACAGCACUGUUUCCAACAGUACGCUUUUCAGCGAACGUGUAUCAGACUCGUACGAUAAUAUUCGAAAAUAUGAUGUGUGGGAUGGAACGCCGGAGGGUUUCUCUGGAAGUCAUUUCGAGGCCGCCGGGCUGUUCCUUAACGCGUCGCAGGGUAAUUUUGAGAAGGCUAUUGGAGAGGCUGAAGAGGAAACUGGUAUGAAAAUAUGCUGCCUUGUUACUGAUGCAUUUUUGUGGUUUGGUGGUGAUUUGGCUGCAAAAAGAGGAAUCCCAUGGGUGCCGUUUUGGACAGCUGCCUCGUGCUCUCUCUCUGGGCAUGUUUACACCGAUGAAAUCUUAAAGGUUGUGAGAUCAACAGAUGUUGCAGAAACAGCGGAACGAGAACAAACUCUAGCUUUUAUCCCUGGAUUAUCAAAGGCACGUCUCAGUGAUCUCCCUCCGGAGAUUUUCUUAGAACAAAAUCCAUCACCACUGGCUCUAUCAAUCAACAAAAUGGUCGAAAAUCUUCCAAAAUCCACUGCUAUAGUCCUAAAUUCUUUCGAAGAAAUUGACCCUCAGAUUACAACUGACCUGAAAUCAAAAUUCCAGCAUUUUCUCAACGUUGGCCCGUCAAUUCUUUCGUCCCCCGUCCCGCCAACCCCUGAUGACAAAACAGGAUGCCUGGCGUGGCUGGAAACACAAAAUAGGCCGAAAUCAGUGGUGUAUAUAAGCUUCGGGACCGUGAUUACACCCCCCGAAAAUGAACUAGUUGCACUGGCAGAAGCCCUGGAAACCUGUCAAUUCCCGUUUCUUUGGUCACUGAACAACCAGGCGAAGAAAUCCCUGCCAGAAGGAUUUCUCGAGCGCACAGAUAAAAUCGGGAAGAUUGUCCCAUGGGCUCCUCAGUUGCAAGUUCUUGGACAUACUAGUGUUGGAGUCUUCGUCACACACUGUGGCUGGAAUUCCAUCCUGGAAAGUAUUUGUAGCUGCGUGCCGAUGAUUUGCAGGCCGUUUUUCGGGGAUCAGAAGCUGAACGGGAGAAUGGUGGAGGAGUCCUGGAAGAUUGGCGUGAGGGUUCACGGAGGAGUCUUCCAGAAAAGUGAAACGAUCGAGGCUUUCAAUUAUAUACUGAGGAGUGAGUCAGGAAAAGUGAUCAGGGAAAAUGUUAAUCAGCUCAGAGAGAAAGCUGGAAAUGCAGUUAAAUUGGAGGGGAGUUCAACUAAAAAUUUCAAGAAGUUGCUGGAAAUAAUCAGUGUCCCGAAGGGCAGUAAUUAGGCAGAAGAGACUGAGUUGAUUGACAUAAAUCCAUGCAAUGCCUUUUGCUUAUGGAGAAUUAAAGUAUUAUUGUUGUUGUUUUUAUCCACCGCAAUGAUUAUAUAUAAAUAUAAAACCCCUAGAAAAAAAAA